AUGAAUCAACUCAUGCGUCAAGGCUGCACUAAUCGUCUUCGAUAUAAAAUCAAUACUCUUGCCCCUGAGAUCGUUCACGUUCAGCUGGCUGAAUGUCGGCUGCUGGUUGACGCCGAUGUACGGCCGAUCGCAGAGCAUGAUGACCGUGCCGUCGUUGGCGGGAUACGCCAGGGCCUCGACGAUAUCGCAGGGCCGCUGGUUGGACCCCGGUGCCGGGUUGAACUCGACGCGCGCAUACCCGCGCUGCUGGUCGCGCCAGACGGCGUUGGUGAUGCGGUUGAGCUGGCUGUCGCCGCAGACGAUGGUGACCUUGUCUGGGGUUUCGGAGUUCUACUCACCGGAAAUGUGCUCGUACGCCGUUGCGCUGUGGUCCUGGAAAAAGUCGUCGAGGAUGCUGCGUCGGCCUUGGUCCUUGCAGGUUUCAUACAUGGACGGUUCCCCGUCGCCCAUCUUGUGCAAGUGCUCCCACGUCGCACAGGCCGUGCCUGUGAGGCCGGACCAGUUGAGGACUGUCCUGGCUUCUUCCAUGGCUUGGUGGACCUUUCGUCUAUUGUUGUUGCAGUUGCAGCUCUUGUCGAUGCUGUAUCCCAAAGCCUGCGAGGCCACUCCGAGGAGGAGCGUGCUGGUGAGAACCUUCAUGGCUCUGCAAUUGGUUGGGUCCAACGGCACUCUGAAAGGGUUCAAUAG
Molecule: messenger RNA, 687 nt
Organism: Penicillium alfredii
Lineage: Eukaryota; Fungi; Ascomycota; Eurotiomycetes; Eurotiales; Aspergillaceae
Exons: 2
Coding region: 1-687 (228 amino acids)
Source: RefSeq, a predicted model, not a curated record